Messenger RNA from Rangifer tarandus platyrhynchus (Svalbard reindeer), 891 nucleotides. Lineage: Eukaryota; Metazoa; Chordata; Mammalia; Artiodactyla; Cervidae. The record is from the annotation of a GenBank genome assembly.
AUGGCUGAAGGAGUCCGCGGCGCGGGGUCCGCGCUCCCGGACCCUUCCAUGUCCUCCCUGCCCCUGGCAGCGCUCAACGUGCGAGUGCGGCGCCGCCUGUCGCUCUUCCUAAACGUGCGGGCGCCGGUGGCGGCCGACUGGACCGUGCUGGCGGAGGCGAUGGACUUCGAGUACUUGGAGAUCCAGCAGCUGGAGAAGUACGCCGACCCCACGAGCAGGCUGCUGGACGGCUGGCAGAGGCGUCCGGGCGCCUCAGUGGGCCGUCUGCUCGAGCUGCUCGCCAAGCUCGGCCGCGAAGACGUGCUCAUGGAGCUGGGACCCAGCAUCGAGGAGGAUUGCCAAAAGUAUAUUCUGAAGCAGCAGCAGGAGGCAUCUGAGAAGCCUUUACAGGUGGACUCUAUAGACAGCAGCAUCCCUCGGAUAAAUGACAUGGCAGGCAUCACCAUUCGCGAUGACCCCCUGGGGCAAAAGCCCGAGUGUUUUGAUGCCUUCAUCUGCUACUGCCCCAGCGAUAUUGAGUUUGUCCACGAGAUGAUCCGGCAGCUGGAACAGACAAACUAUCGGCUGAAGUUGUGUGUGUCUGACCGUGACGUCCUGCCUGGCACCUGUGUCUGGUCCAUCGCCAGUGAACUCAUUGAGAAGAGGUGCCGUCGGAUGGUGGUGGUUGUCUCCGACGAAUACCUGCAAAGCAAGGAAUGUGACUUCCAGACUAAGUUUGCACUUAGCCUCUCUCCAGGUGCCCACCAGAAGCGACUGAUCCCCAUCAAGUACAAGCCGAUGAAGAAAGAGUUCCCCAGCAUCCUGCGCUUCAUCACAGUCUGUGACUAUACCAACCCCUGCACCCAGAACUGGUUCUGGACUCGCCUCGCCAAGGCCCUGUCCAUGCCCUGA